Molecule: messenger RNA, 1587 nt
Organism: Purpureocillium lilacinum
Lineage: Eukaryota; Fungi; Ascomycota; Sordariomycetes; Hypocreales; Ophiocordycipitaceae
Source: RefSeq, a predicted model, not a curated record
AUGGUCAACCUGGGGACAUCCAAUGCCGCCGCACCAGCCGCCGCGCCCAAAUUCGAGCAUGUAACGUGGUACAAAGAGCCGCAUUUGCGGCGGCUUUACUUCCUCAGUUUCUUCCUGCUCAUCGGGUCUGCGACCACGGGCUUUGACGGCAUGCUCCAGAACACCUCGCAGCAGAUGGACUAUUGGAAGUCCUAUUUUCCCGAGUAUAACGACCCGAACAAACUGGGAAUCCUAAUCAACAUGUACAAUAUUGGCUCUAUCAUUGCGUAUUUCAUCUCGCCGUAUAUAGUCGACACUUCAGGCCGGAGGCCAGCCAUUAUGGCAGGCUGCUUUUUCAUGAUCGCCGGGGCGUGCCUAACGGCAUCUGCUCAGAAUUUCGGGAUGUUCAUUGGAGGACGCUUUGUCCUUGGUUUCGGCAACGCGCUAUCACAAAUUUCCUCUCCGAUGCUUCUGACCGAGAUCUGCCACCCGCAGCACCGUGGACCUUUAACGACAGUCUAUAACUGCCUUUUCAGCGUUGGAGCCCUAUUUGUCUCGCUGGUCGGCUGGGGUGUCGCAUCUAUACCUAGCAACUGGUCUUGGCGCUCCAUUACCUUCAUGCAAUGCCUUCCAUCCGUCAUUCAAAUCACAGGCAUCUGGUGGGUACCAGAGUCUCCGCGUUUGCUCGUUCAUAGGGAUCGUUCCGAGGAGGCCCUCGCCAUGCUGGUGAAGCAUCAUGGCGGCGGUGACCCAAAUAAUGCCACUGUCCUAUUCGAGUAUCGAGAGAUGAAGCAAGCCAUCGAAGAAGCCCGCACUAGCAAGGGUUCCGCUAGCUACUUCGACUUCCUAAAGACGAAGGGAAAUAGAUGGAGGCUGGCAAUAGUCAUCUCAUCCGGCGUCAUAUCGCAAUACUCAGGGAAUGCCCUUUUUUCUAAUUAUAUUGACGUAAUCUAUGAUGGCGCUGGAAUCACAGAGCAGAACAAGAAGCUAGCGCUAUCAGCGGGCAAGACCAUAAUGGAUACGAUCAUUUCCAUCACAGCAGCACUUUACGUCGAUAGAAUUGGCCGGCGACCUCUAUUUCUUACUGGCAUUUUUGGUAUGGUCGUUGCCUUUGCUUGCUGGACCGUGUGUGGCGCAAUAUACGAGGAGUCUGGUGUCGAAGGCUCCGACGGUACAAUGACCUAUAACAACACUGCGUCAGGGUACGCCCAGGUGGCUUUUAUCUGGCUAUUUGGAGCGUUUUACGAUAUCGGGUUCGGAGGCCUUCUCGUUUCGUAUUCGCUUGAGAUUGUACCAUUCCACCUCCGCGCGAAAGGUCUCGUCAUUCUCAAUCUUACGAUACAGAUUGUUCUUGCCAUUGGGAACCAAACGAAUAAGGUUGCUUGGGAGAAUCUUCCCCAUCACUGGAAUUUUAUGCUAUUCUACACCAUUUGGGACUUUUGCGAGCUCAUCUUCGUUUAUUUCUUCUACAUCGAGACAAAGGGGCCUACUCUUGAGGAAAUUGCGCGUAUUUUCGAUGGCGACAGCGCACCGGCCCCAGUCACCCAAGAAGAAACGGAGAAGGAGGCAGCUCUGCAUGUGGACGUCGCGCCCGAGAAAAUGAUUUGA